Messenger RNA from Colletotrichum higginsianum IMI 349063, 960 nucleotides. Its product is annotated as Arp2/3 complex. The record is from RefSeq and is a predicted model, not a curated record. Gene Ontology annotation, molecular function: structural constituent of cytoskeleton; actin filament binding. The coding region runs from base 1 to 960 and encodes 319 amino acids. The transcript is spliced from 5 exons. Gene Ontology annotation, cellular component: actin cytoskeleton; Arp2/3 protein complex. NCBI's taxonomy places the organism in Eukaryota, Fungi, Ascomycota, Sordariomycetes, Glomerellales, Glomerellaceae. Gene Ontology annotation, biological process: Arp2/3 complex-mediated actin nucleation; actin filament polymerization.
AUGCUUCUCCUAGACUAUCAGAACGUUCUCAUACAGUCGGUGCUGACUGAGAGAUUCUCCGGUGCCCCUCCCGCACACAUCGACCAGACCGUCUCCGAUUUCGACGGCGUCAUCUACCACAUCUCGACCCCCGAGACGAAGACUAAGAUUCAGCUCUCCAUUCAAAUAAGAUGCUACAAGGAUCUGGUGAAGUACGGGGCGGAGCAGGUGCUGCAGAGGGAAUAUGGCCAAUAUGUGGUACCGCCGGAAGCCGGCUACGACUUCUCUGUCCUGAUCGAUCUUGAGAACCUCCCGGAGGACAAGGACGAACGAGAAGCAUUGAUCAUGAAGAUGGCAUUGCUGAAGCGCAACGCCAUGGCUGCUCCUUUCGAGGCCGCGUACGAGGAGCACUACAAGCUGAAGGAGGAGGCAUCCAAGUACACCUCCGAGGAGGCUCCGCAGGGUGUACGCGAGGGCGGCGAGGUCAUGGCUAUUCACUACCGCGAGGAGGAGGCCAUCUACGUCAAGGCCAGCCACGACCGUGUCACCGUCAUUUUCAGCACCAUAUUUCGUGAGGAGACCGACCGCGUCUUUGGCAAAAUUUUUAUCCAAGAAUUCGUCGAUGCCCGCCGGCGGGCUAUCCAGAACGCUCCCCAGGUGCUCUUCAGAAAUGACCCUCCUUUGGAGCUACAGGGAGUUCCUGGAGUCAGAGACACUGGAACGGGCGAGAUCGGAUAUGUUACCUUUGUUCUCUUUCCUCGCCAUCUUACACCUCAGAGAAUGCCCGACGUCAUUUCCCACAUCCAGACAUUCCGAGACUACUUUCACUACCAUAUCAAGGCGUCCAAGGCAUACAUCCACUCGCGCAUGCGUAAGCGCACAGCAGACUUCCUCCAAGUUCUGCGCCGCGCGCGCCCAGAUAGCGAGGAGAAGGAGCGCAAGACGGCAAGUGGUCGGACUUUCAAGGUCCAGGGAGCGUAA